AAGAACCUCCAUUUCUCUCCACCUGGUCAUUCGAGUCCUUCCGUACGCUGGGCGCCCGUCGCCAUGGGCCAAGAGUCUUCACGCCUGCAGCCGGAAGAGCUGGAAGAGUUGCAGUCAAUUUCGACCUUCUCGGAAGCGCAAAUAAAAACACUCUAUUCUCGCUUCAAGCACCUGGAUAAGGAUAAUUCUGGUUCUAUUUCUAUAGAAGAAAUGACUGCUAUACCCGAAUUGGCCAUGAAUCCGCUCUCCCGGAGGGUUGUCGCUGUUUUUGAUUUGGACGGGAGAAAUGAAGUCAACUUUCGGCAAUUUGUCGCUGCCUUGUCCGUAUUCUCAAAGCAAGCAAAGCGGGAACAAAAACUCAGCUUCGCAUUCAAAGUAUACGAUGUCAACGGAGAUGGUGUCAUCGAUUCGUCAGACCUCUAUCAUGUUCUUAAAUUAAUGGUUGGAACAAAUCUUUCUGAUGCCCAAAUUCAGUCAUUGGUGGACCAGACGAUUCUAGAAGCGGAUGUUUUGGAUAAGGAUGGUGCCAUCUCGUUCAAUGAAUUCAAGCGUGCCAUGUUUAACGCCGACCUUGAAAACGCAUUGACGAUGGAGAUUUAGCACGGUGAUACUCGCCUUUGGACUGGUUUGGUUGUUGAUCAGGGCUAUUGUGUGUACGCUUUGUAAUUAGUUGGUUUUUCGUUACAGCUCUAGUAUCAUUUUUUCGCAUUCAUGUACAGAUAAUAUAUUGCUCAGGGAUAAGCCCGUCUUGUCAAGUGGA
This is a messenger RNA of Spizellomyces punctatus DAOM BR117, 760 nucleotides long. RefSeq lists its product as uncharacterized. The record is from RefSeq and is a predicted model, not a curated record. Gene Ontology annotation, molecular function: calcium ion binding; calcium-dependent protein serine/threonine phosphatase regulator activity; hydrolase activity, hydrolyzing O-glycosyl compounds. The transcript has 3 exons. Lineage: Eukaryota; Fungi; Chytridiomycota; Chytridiomycetes; Spizellomycetales; Spizellomycetaceae. Gene Ontology annotation, biological process: polysaccharide catabolic process. Bases 64 to 600 code for a protein of 178 amino acids.